This is a messenger RNA of Seminavis robusta, 303 nucleotides long. The record is from the annotation of a GenBank genome assembly. NCBI's taxonomy places the organism in Eukaryota, Bacillariophyta, Bacillariophyceae, Naviculales, Naviculaceae.
AUGAGAUCCUUGACAGUCCAAAGAUUCCUUCUCAUUUUCAGUUUCAUUUCACUGUUAUUCACACCAAUUCAAGGGUUCAAUGAAUUGAAUUUGCUCGAAGGGAGAAAUGGCGGCGGAGAAGUUAGCACCAGCCUCUUUGAAGAUAUAAUGUGUGCCUUCAAUCCUUCGUUCAGCGAGUUUCGCCAUUGCAACUCCAAUGGCCUGGGAGACAUUAUUGUGAAUCGAUUUUUCAACCCCAAUUCCAAUGUGGACGAAGAUGUGAGUGGCAAUGGUGGUCAACGCAAGCUUCGGGGGGCACAAUGA